Molecule: messenger RNA, 1620 nt
Organism: Monoraphidium neglectum
Lineage: Eukaryota; Viridiplantae; Chlorophyta; Chlorophyceae; Sphaeropleales; Selenastraceae
Product: beta-glucosidase
Exons: 13
Coding region: 1-1620 (539 amino acids)
Biological process (GO): carbohydrate metabolic process
Molecular function (GO): beta-glucosidase activity
Source: RefSeq, a predicted model, not a curated record
AUGCGCGGCAGCAUGAUGGCUAAGCUGGCAUUCUUGGGGCUACUGCUCCUUUGUGCCGCGGCAGUAGAGGCACGGGAGCCCAAGUCGAAGAACCCGCCUAUCAAAAACCUGCCAGCAGCCCCCAAGGCCUGCACAAAAGAGCUGCGCAAGAAAAUCGUCUGGGGCGGCGCCACAAGCGCGUAUCAGAUAGAGGGUGCUUGGAACGAAGACGGCAAGGGUCCCUCCAUCUGGGAUACUUUUAGCCAGAAGGGUGGUGAGACCGUCGACAACGCCAACGGCAAUGUGGCCAACGACUUCUACCACCGCUGGCAGGGGGAUGUGGCGAUGAUGAAGAAGCUGGGGGUGAAGACAUACAGGAUGUCGAUCGCGUGGACCCGCAUCGUCCCCACAGGCGCCGCCGGCUCCCCCAUCAACGCCAAGGGCGUGGAGUUUUACAGGACCCUGAUCACUGAGCUGCUGAAGAACGGCAUCGUGCCCGCCAUCACCAUGUUCCACUGGGACCUGCCCCAGGGGCUGCAGGACACCAUCAAGGGCUUCCACGCCGAGGGCACCGCCUUCCAGGACGCCUUUGUGUACUACGCAGACACCCUGUUCAGGGAGCUGGGGCCGCUGGUCAAGCUCUGGAUGACCUUCAACGAGCCCAUGUCGAUCUGCGACCUUGGGUACGGCCAGGGCGUGUUCGCCCCCGGCAUCAAGGGCGGCGCCGCCGGCCAGUACAAGUGCGGCCACAACCUCCUGCUGGCCCACGCCAAGACCGUGAAGCUGUACCGCGAGAAGUACAUGGGCGCCCAGGACGGGAAGAUCUCGAUGGCUCUGGAUGGGAAGUACGGCUAUCCCCUUACGGACAGCGCUGCCGACAAGCAGGCGGCGCAGUACUGGAUGGAGUUCCAGUACGGCUGGAUGGCCGACCCCGUCUACUUUGGCGACUACCCCACCUCCAUGCACAAGUUCAUGGGCGACAAGCUGCCCAAGUUCACGCCCGAGGAGAGCGUCUUGCUCAAGGGCUCGCAGGACUACUUUGCCUGCAACUUCUACAACGGCUACUUCAUCAAGGCUCCCGCCGACCCCAACUCUGAGUUCCCCUACGAGGUCACCAUGAAGAACGAGAAGGGCCAGUGGGUGGGCGAGCCCUCCGCCAGCUCGUGGCUGUUCCGCACCCCUGACGGCCUGCGCAAGACGCUGGUCUGGCUGGACAGCCGCUACAGCGUCGACGGCCGCAAGGUAGAGUUCACGAUCAGCGAGAACGGCGUGAGCGGCCCCGGGGAGGCGUCGCUGCGCCCGCCGGCGGUGCUCCAGGACAACUACCGCCUGCGCUACUACUCGACCUACCUUGACAACCUGUGCCUGGCCAUCACCGAGGACAACAUCAAGUUCUCCACCUACUGGGCCUGGUCCCUCUGGGACAACUUUGAGUGGCGCCAGGCCUACACCGAGCGCUUUGGCAUGAUCUACGUCGAUCUCAAGAACGGCCUGGAGCGCGUCCCCAAGGCCAGCGCCUACUGGAUGUCAAAGUACUUCUGGUCCGAGUCGGCCCUGUUUGAGUCCUCCUACUACAAGGGCCUCUACAAGAACCGCCACGCCUCCAAGGAGCGCAAGGCGCGGAAGAGCAGCAAGGCCUGA